Molecule: messenger RNA, 3762 nt
Organism: Cololabis saira (Pacific saury)
Lineage: Eukaryota; Metazoa; Chordata; Actinopteri; Beloniformes; Belonidae
Gene: ajm1
Product: apical junction component 1 homolog
Exons: 4
Coding region: 492-3761 (1089 amino acids)
Biological process (GO): cell-cell junction organization
Cellular component (GO): plasma membrane; apical junction complex
Source: RefSeq, a predicted model, not a curated record
CAAAUCCUCGGAGGCUGCUGACCAAUAGGGAGCAUAUUGCAGUUUUACCUUAUUCACAUGUCCGAUGUCGUCAUUGGGAAACCACCGUCGCACCGCUUCUGCUCCUCGUCCCUGACAGAAGAUGGACAACAGGCUCGGAGUCCGGACUGAUGCGUAAUGCAGCCAUCAACCGCCUGCAGUUGGUGCAGAAUGCUGCGGCCAGGCUGCUGACUAAAUCAGAGAGGAGUUGCCGAAUAAGUCCCAUCUUAGCCUUACUGCACUGGCUUUCGCAGGUCUCUUAGGUCUGGCAACCAGGGUCUUCUGGUUGUGCCUCCAACCAGGUGUAUAACCAGAGGUGACAGAGCCUUCCAGUCCGUUGCACCCAGGCGUUGGAGUACUCUUCCUCAGGACCUGAGAGACAAAAACAUCUUAAACAUACCUGUACAGGCAGGCUUUUAGAAAGAUCGACAUUGCAGCAACUUGAUGGAGAAAACUAAAGGAAUCCCUUUAAGAUGACACGCACAGACCUGCCUGACAUACUGGUAUCAACUGUGCAUCGAGAUAUAAAAGUGAUUCCCAUUUCUUCACACUACAAGUCUUUGCAACCCUCCAAACAAUGUGAUUUUAUAAAUCACUGCACUCUGGAGGACAGUAAGAUCAAAGUCAGUAAGAGGCACUGCCGAACCUUUGACAAUACGUUAUUGGAGUACCCCGAAUCCUGUGGAUACCUAAUGGAGUCCCCAUAUAGGAAGGCUGAUAGGCAGGCGGUCAACCCAGAUGUUGCCUGGAGUGCCUCGGGCCGCCAGCAGAGAUAUCGCUUUUCUGCUCCAGAUAUUUUCAGCCAUAGAUUAACUCCUCAGUCAGUUGUGACCGAUAUGGCUAGUGAAAUAGUUGUCCCUGAACAUAAAAGAAGGACCAGGUCAAAAAGUGCCCCUCGGGUUCAGACCAGUCUCACUCCUGUGUCUUUAGAAGGCUCCUCAUCUUCAAGAAGGAAAGGGCGAGAGUCUCAAAGGGCUUCAAGAGACUCUCGCUGGAGAACUGAAGCAUCACCGCGUAGGGAGUCAUCCUAUGCAGCAACAAGGGCUCAAAUGCAUGAAGUACAUCCCAUCAAACUGCAGCCUCAGAUUGGUGACAGCAGCAGAUAUUCACCUCAUUAUGCUUCUGAUAAGAUUGAGGAUGGAAGCCUGGAUAAACCAGCAACUAGCCCUCAUGUAAGGUGCCGUGUGGAUAUUAUGCCUGAUGAUGCAGCAUUACAUCAUUCAGGACGGAAACAGACCUCAGCUCACAUCGACAUACCUUGGCAGCGGCAGCACAGUGCAGGAAGUAAGAGUCUGACGGUGCCACGACAUUUUUCCUACUCAAGAACUCCAACUCCCACCGACUCACUGGGAACAGAAAGUAGGCAAGCUUAUCAAUAUUCUCGUAGCAUGCCAAACAGUUACCUACAACAGGCAGAACUUCCCUUACAAAGAAUGGCUUCUUCAGGGGAUUAUUACGGAAGGGAACGGCGAGCUCACUCCAGCCCUAAUGUGCCAACCAAGUUCUUUUAUGCAGAUGAGCCAGGGAGAUAUGUAACUACCGCCCCUCCACAGCCAAGUUAUUUUCACGAUGAACCUUACACGCCAGGUCAAGCAUAUACUCCAAAAGUGCAGUAUGUGCAAGAUCCUAGGACUCGAAUGGUGCAUGCUGUAGCUACGAGACCAUAUUAUCCCGAGAUGGAGCCCUAUCCAUAUUCUGUGCAGACAGGAUACCCCAAACCCUAUGCAGCAAAUGAGCCAGGGCCGUACAUCAUAAGGACACCUCCAACAAGAAUAGUUUAUGCUGAUGAUCCAAGGUCUUAUCAAAUCCAGACUGCUCCACCAAGGUUUAAUUACGCCAGUGACAUGUAUAUGCCACCAGAGCACCAUGUUCCUGCAAGGGCAUACUACACUGAGGGCCGACGACACGCUAGAGUCAUCCAGCCUCCAGCAGAUGACUGGUAUGGCUCAGAUGCUUCGGGUUAUUCUACCAAUCCUGCCUCUUAUGUUUCUCAAGUUACUCCAACCAGAGUUCGACAAGACCCUGUCUUAGCUCCAUGGUAUGCCAACCCAUGUGUAGAACCUCAAAAGAUUGGCACAGACUCAAAAUCUUACUCUAGGUCCUGGGACAAUAUUCUCAAUUCACGUGUAGAAAGGGAACAGCCACUCUCUGUACAAAGAGGUCAGAGUUAUGAUGAUCUUCUUGACUCCAGGAAGCCUUCCACAGCCUUAGAUGACAAACCACAGCCAGUGGUAGUCAAUCUUUCUAGUUCGCCAAGACGAUACGCAGCUUUAUCAAUGUCUGAUAACUCACUUAUUGAUAAAAGCCCCACCGAGACAUCUAAGAGCUCUAGCAAACUCUGGUUCGUCACUCCUGAGAUAACCAUCACUGAUAAUGACAUCAGACCAGGGAAUCUUAUUAAGAGUGAAGGACGAUCUGCCAGUUGGGACAUUCUUGAUUCCAGAAGCACAGAGGGUCCAGAAGUUUUUAGGCGUGAUUAUGAAAGCUCAACCAAAGAGAAGACCCAUGACAAUGCCUCACUUCAGCAAAGCCUUGAACAGCUUGAUGAGCUUCUGGCAGAUCUUGUGACUGACUACAAGCCACCCAGUAGAAGAGCAAGUGAGGACAUUCUGGACCAGUUAAAGAAGCUGAUUGAUGAGGAGGAGAAGGUAUCUCUGUCCAGGAAAAGCUCAAAGACUGGCACCGAGGAGCCCCCUCCCCUGGACAAGCAGCCAACCUCAAUCAAAAUUAACCCUGAUGCUUUUUGUGAUAUGGAUGGAGCAAGUGAUGCCAUGAAGAGUGCAGAGGAGUGCUCCCCAGAUCAGAGCCCCGAUGAGGAUGACACAAUGAUGUGCUCUAACAACAGAUGUCGAAGAACAGAGACCCUCUUCAAUGCUUGCCUAUAUUUUAAAUCCUGCCACAGCUGUUACACCUACUACUGCUCUCGCAACUGCCGCAGGGAGGACUGGGACAUUCAUAAAGAAAGCUGCUUGUAUGGAAGAAUUGGAAGCACAUGUCGUCACAUUAUAAAACACUGCCGGGAGACUGUUGAAGUCCAUAAAGCCUUCUCCCGCAUUGCCAAAGUUGGCUACCUCUCUCGAGGUAGGGGAGUUCUCUUCCUUGGUUUUCCAAACCCCUCAUCCUCCAGUAACUUCCUGCAGUAUGGCCUGGAUAGUUUGGUUAUGUCUCCUACAUAUCUAUCCCUCCGAGAGCUUGAAAGCUUCAAGGACAAUCUGGGCGAGUACUGUAAGGAGCUUCAGGAAGCGGGUAAAGAGUAUGACCCAAAUGAAUGUUUCAUCUUGAAUGUAUCCAUUGCUGUAGGCGAGCAGUUGCCUGACGGGCCAUCACCAAGGAACCAAGCUCCAACAGUUAGAAAAUAUGCAAAGGUCGCACUGGCUUCCUUUAGCCCAGAGAGAAAGGUUCAUAAGAAAGAGAGUGACAUGGAAACCCUGAUCCUUACUCCACCGCCAGGAACAGCAGAUAUAGACAAAGAGGGCGAGGAGGGUCGCAAGGCAAGGGAAAUCUGUUUCAUCAAUAUACAGCGAGAGUUAAGGAUUCGAGGAGUUUUCCUACGCCAUGAGUACCCUCUGGUCUAUCAGCAGCUCUGUGAGUUUGUGGAAAAUAACCGACGGUUUACGCCCACAACUAUUUAUCCAGUUGAUAAGAGGACUGGUAAACAGUUCAUGUGCAUGAUUAUGGCUGCCUCGGAGCCCAGGACGUUGGACUGGGUGGGCACUCCACAUCUCCUUGACGACAUUAUUUAAG